Messenger RNA from Hippocampus comes (tiger tail seahorse), 2880 nucleotides. RefSeq names its product serine/threonine-protein kinase NIM1-like. Gene Ontology annotation, molecular function: tau-protein kinase activity; ATP binding. The transcript is spliced from 3 exons. NCBI's taxonomy places the organism in Eukaryota, Metazoa, Chordata, Actinopteri, Syngnathiformes, Syngnathidae. The record is from RefSeq and is a predicted model, not a curated record. Gene Ontology annotation, cellular component: cytoplasm. Bases 1 to 1398 code for a protein of 465 amino acids. Gene Ontology annotation, biological process: intracellular signal transduction; microtubule cytoskeleton organization; protein phosphorylation.
AUGUACAUGUCAGUUUUCAAACAUGUGUCCCUUCUGUGUCUUUUCUCUCUGAAAGCCAUAAAAACGAAGCUGUGGCCCAAGCAGAAAGCGACUAAAAAACCCAAAGAUGAGUCCCCAAAGGUGGAGAAGCCACCCAAGCCGCCAACCUCGACCACCUCCGCUGUUGCCGCAAGAAGUGCCCCUCCGCAGCUGAGUGAGGCCGAAAGGAUACGUCUGACGCCCUUCGAGAGAGUUGUCUACGACAUGGCCCACAAUGAGAAGAUGGUCAACGACCUCAUCCUCGGCCGCAGGGUUGGAUUCUACGAGCUGCGCGGAGAAAUCGGCCAGGGCAAUUUUUCAUCAGUCAGACUGGGCAUCCAUGCCUUGACCAAAGAGAGAGUGGCUGUCAAGAUCAUGGAAAAGCAGCGCAAGGUGGAUAAGGGUCCCCAGCCCUUUAGCUCCUCGGAGAUUCGCUGCAUGGAAAAGCUGUGCCACCCAAACGUGGUGCGUCUUUACGAGGUGAUGGAGACGAGCAGGAAGCUGUACCUGGUGAUGGAGUACGGCAGCGGCGGCGACCUGUUCUCUCGCAUCACCACCAGGGGGAAGCUCAGCGACCUGGAGGCGAAGCUGAUUUUCGCCCAAGUCGUCUCUGCUGUGAAACACAUGCAUGAGAACAACAUCGUCCACAGGGACCUCAAGGCCGAGAACAUCUUCUACACCACCAGCUACUGCAUCAAGGUGGGUGACUUCGGCUUCAGCAGGGAGAGUGCGCCCAACGAGCCGCUCACCAAUUUCUGCGGCUCGCCGCCAUACUCUGCACCCGAACUCUUUCGCGAAAAAGGCUACGUGGGCUGCUAUUCGGACAUCUGGGCUUUAGGUAUUAUUCUGUACUUCAUGGUGACCUCCACGUUGCCUUUCUGCGGGGACAAUUUGAGCAGGCUGAAGCGUUGCAUCCUUCAGGGGGCCUACAGCAUCCCCGCGUACGUGCCUGACGAGUGCCAGCUUGUCAUCAAGGGCUUGUUGCGGCCCGUACCGGUGGACCGCUCAUCUCUCAUCCAAGUUUCGAACGGCGCUUGGCUAAGGGGGAUCCAGUACCCCGGUCCAUAUGUGCCCCUGCCCUUGGCUCCGGCCCACUUGGCUUGGACCUCCAAUGAUCUGUGCGCGGAGGAGAAGGAGGUGAAGACUCUCCUGUCAGACUUGGGCAUCAUAGCGGUUCACUUGCAAAACAAUCCCUGUUCGGACUCCAAGAGCCCACUGACUGGGACCUACCGCAUCCUCCUCCACCGGAUCCAGAAGAGGAGAUCCGUGGAGGCCGUCGGCUAUGCGGCAAUUCACCCCGACGAGUACAGGAGUCAGGCCCGGUGGUGCGUCGCAUCUGUGGACAAACACAACCCCUCUGCAGUCUGUGCUAUACUCUAAUCAAGUGGAACCUUGACUAUACAAGUGCCACAACCUUUGAGUUUUUCCAAGUUCUGAGCCUUUGGUUAAUCAGUUAUGCAUGUUUUUCUAUAAUGUACUAUUUGGUACAGUGCUAUUUUCUUUUUCUCUUCAUUUCAAAAACAUGUUACACUAUUUGGGGGUGCUUUUUAGGGAGCUGAAACAGAUGAAUGACAUUUCCAUUCAGUUUAAUGUGGAACUUUGAUUUGACUCAAGGUACCACUGUACUCACUUUGGCACUUUAUCGAAGAAACGCAAAGUUUCCCUGCCCAUUCAUUUCAUGCCGUGCAAUACUAAAUUGGAAGAGGCAGAUGAGUACGGAGGUUCAGAGAGUUCUUUAUCUCACACAUUUCUCCCAUGUAAUGAGCUGUGACUCACCCUGACAGCAUUACUCAGUAUUUAGUUUAGUGAUGCGAAGCAUUCAUCAAUCAGAGCGCCGCUAUCUGUAUUUUGCAAUCCUCGUUGGGCACGGCAUAAAUCCGCACUGCAAAUCCGAGGCUAUAGGUAAUCCCUUCAAAGGGGGGCGGGGGGGGGGGGCGGGGGACGCUUCUGGAACAAUCAUGAACACUCAGACUGGAAAAACAUGUGAGAUGUAAAAAUGGUGGAGUCAAAGUGGGACCACCAACGCAAGGCAACGGCAUUGGGACCUUAUGCACAAAUUUUGCCUUUUGCAAAAAAAUAAUCAUGCUCAGUUUUGAGAGAGGUUUUUAAUUUCUAUACUAUAUAUCCAUCCAUUUUCUACAACAGGAGAAUCAAAAAGAAACGAGACAGAACUGGAAAAAAAAAAAAUCCAUGUUCAGGCCCGGAUUGCAUCUCCCUGCAGUUUUUCAAGAUAAGCACCACCUUGCACAACAGAAAUAAAUUACAAGAAUUAAGUGCCCAAAAAAUACUCCAUGGCAACCUCCAUGACUCACGCCAACGUUGUAAAAUGUACGUCAUACAAUUAUGCAAUCGCCCCUCUCACUAGUAUUUUGUAAUGACCGUUAUUGUAAACAAUAGAAAUAAGCAGAACAAUUAAUAGAAAUAAUCCAUAGACUCUCGGCCCGAAUGGCCAAAUAUGAGUUCACCCUCGGUGUUUCACUGUGUGUGUCCAUGGCGUCCCCGAACCACUGGCGAAAGCAGACUUUGAUUCGCUCCUCUUUCAUCUGUAAUUGCUUCCACCAACAAGACGUACGUAUAGGAUAGUUGUUACGAUUGUAUGACUGUCCCAUGUUUUGUGCUAUUUGGUUUUUUGUAUUAUUGUUCUUUUCUGUCAAAUGUUCCACAAAGGAUUUUGUGAUAGCAGCAGCUGUCGUGAAAGCGCCAUAUGAAUCCAGAUGUGUCGUACUCUUCCUGAAUGCAACAUGCUCAUCUUUUCAUUUGAAGGCAAUGUGAGUUCUUAUCAGUCUCUUAAAAGCUUCACCUUCAUUCCAGUGUGCAAUUUGGGGUUUAAGACAUCAAUGAAAUGAAUUAAUGAAAAUGUUA